Molecule: messenger RNA, 1446 nt
Organism: Darwinula stevensoni
Lineage: Eukaryota; Metazoa; Arthropoda; Ostracoda; Podocopida; Darwinulidae
Source: the annotation of a GenBank genome assembly
AUGUCGAGCAAAGUGGUCAUCGAGCAGAUCGGGAAGAGAAUGGUAUCAGAAAUCCAGUUCGCAGAGGAUGAAGCCAUCGGCGCCAGACGUGUCACCCUGAGAUUCCUCGACAGAUUCUCUGGGAAUGGCCUGGGACGUUCAGCGUACCGGGAUUCGUCUCCAUUCAGGAGACUCUUCUGGCUCCUAAUCUUUCUCGUCGCCAUGGGCCACAUGGUUUACCUCAUCGUCGACGCGAUCAAGACUUACAACUCGGGCGCGAAGGCGACCAUGAUAGAGCUGAAAACGGACAAGGAACUGGAUUUCCCAUCCGUCACGAUCUGCGCCUACAGCCCUCUGUGGAAAAACCUAGACGAUGAGCCGACACUGUCCAAAUUCAAGAAUCUCUUCGAGCUGAACGAGGACCUCGAAGGAGCGCUCGAUGACAUCUUACAGCCCGGGGACAUAAGCCACCUGACGACUGUCGUUUUCCCGUUAAACGACGAUACGAAACAGGAUAUGGGGCAGAGUAACUGCAUCAAGCCCUUCGUUCACCUGUACCCAAAUGAUGCCCUGAGUUCCUCCGGACCGACGGGACAAGUGGAUGGACCAACAAUCGCGACGGCGCAGCCUCCAGCUGACGGCCGAGUCGAGAGCUCGACACCGUUCGGUACUUCUGAGGUUUCGUGGGAAGAGAACUACGACGAGGACGAUCUCCGGAAAAUCUUCGAAGCCGAUGGGAUCCGGGUGGACUCAGGAGACGAAACGAAAAGUAGUUUCUACACGUUGAGCGACUUCCGGGAAUAUAUAAAUCUGGCCGACGCCAUCAGCGACAUCAUGAAGUCCAUACAGCAUUGCAGCUUCAGUGAUGUACCUUGCAAUCAGGAGUAUGUGUCUGAUAUUAUUCGUCUCAGGAAGUACCGUAUUAGCGACUUCAGGAUCAAGAACGAUUCAAACCAUGGGCAAUGCCUGACCUACAACUACAAGGGCGACAAACGCGUCAGCCGGUCUGGGUCAUCGGGCGGGCUGCACCUGAGGUUGCUCUGGAACGCCUCGAACGAGUUAGUCCUCCUCGGCCCGGCCAAGGGAUUCCGUGUCGCCGUCAACCAUCCGAAGGCGGAGCCCGACACCCUCGGGGAGGGCUUCGAUGUCGGCCUCAAUAUGAAUUCAUACGUUGGCGUGAGGAAGAUGAGUUUUGAACGCCUUCCUCCAGAUACAGAUUGCGCCUUCGAUUCUUACCUACAGGAACGCUUUGACAAAAGGAUUUUCAAGGUUUCAGAUGAAAACAAAUAUUCCAAAAAGGGCAAGGCCCCGAUUCCUGCUUGCUUCAGGGAGGAGAGGCAUCAAUGGUUUUUGUCGGCGGCGCAGACAGUUCCUCAGCACGCAUUGCUCUUGGGCCUCAUCGCCUGGUUAAGGGACAAGAAGGGGAAGACUCCAAUCAAAAAGGAUCUGAUGACGGAGACCUUCUGA